AUGUUCGACUCGAUAGAAGACGCGGUCGCGGACAUUCGCGCGGGCAAGUUCGUCGUGGUCCUCGACGAUGAGGACCGAGAAAAUGAAGGCGAUCUCAUCAUCUCCGCAGCCCUCUGCACCACCAAACAGAUGGCGUGGUUCAUCCAGCACACCUCAGGCUUCAUCUGCAUCUCCAUGACUCCGCAACGCAUUGCUGAACUCUCCAUUCCCAUGAUGGUGCCGAACAACACGGAGAAGAACAAAACAGCGUACACGGUGACGGUGGACUACAAGCAUGGGACGACGACGGGCAUCUCUGCGCACGAUCGAGCGCUCACCUCGCGUCAACUGGCGGAUCCGUCAUUGAACGCAAAAGAGGACGACUUCACACGACCGGGCCACAUGAACCCGUUGCGCUACACAGAGGGAGGCGUGAGGGUGAGGAUGGGUCACACGGAAGCCAGUGUCGAUCUGUGCAAGUUGGCUGGCUUGGCACCCGCCGGGCUGCUCUGCGAACUCGUGGAUCCGGACGAUGAAGACGGAGGCAUCGCCAGCAGGGAUGCGUGUUUGAAGUUUGCUAAGAAGCACGGGUUGAAGGUGACCACGAUCGAGUUGCUGAAGAGGUACAGGGAGGAGACGGAGGGGGAGCUGGGGAGGGAGGUGAAGAGGUUGGGGGAGGAUAAGGCGAGAGGGGUGGAUAUUGAGGUGCAGAAGGUGGUGCCUCCUGCGGAGACGAGUGCGUGA
Kalmanozyma brasiliensis GHG001 is the source of this 723-nucleotide messenger RNA. RefSeq names its product 3,4-dihydroxy-2-butanone 4-phosphate synthase, RibB. Gene Ontology annotation, molecular function: 3,4-dihydroxy-2-butanone-4-phosphate synthase activity. Bases 1 to 723 code for a protein of 240 amino acids. The record is from RefSeq and is a predicted model, not a curated record. Lineage: Eukaryota; Fungi; Basidiomycota; Ustilaginomycetes; Ustilaginales. The transcript has a single exon. Gene Ontology annotation, cellular component: mitochondrial intermembrane space; cytosol. Gene Ontology annotation, biological process: riboflavin biosynthetic process; aerobic respiration.